Messenger RNA from Seminavis robusta, 543 nucleotides. The record is from the annotation of a GenBank genome assembly. Lineage: Eukaryota; Bacillariophyta; Bacillariophyceae; Naviculales; Naviculaceae.
AUGGCGUCCGAUCAUGGCAUCCAAUUCACUUCAAGAAUCCAUCCCUGUUGCUCUGGGAUAAGGGUAGCGCCUCAUAGGCUCACGGCAAACAAAUCUCUACUCGGCCUCCAAAAGGGAGAACCGCCACUCAAGGAAAAGUCUAUUGAACGGCUGGGCCCGAGAUACGACUGGUACCGCAGUUUGUCAGACAUUUUCCUUCCAUUGAGAGUGGCAUCAAAUCCGUUCAUCCCUGCAAUGCACCCACUAGCUCAGGGCGCAACAUCUCCACUCAGCUUGAAACAGCAACUCCAAAGGAAGAACCUUCGCUCCAACAAGGACAUCUACUGGAAAAGUCUAUUGAACGGUUGGGCCCAGAUACGACGGUACCGCAGUUUGUCAGACAAUUCCCUUCCAAAAUCAGUACUUGGCAGACCUCAGGGGUCAUUGGGGUAUGAACAGGCGAUCCUGAACAUGUACCCAAGUCGGCUCAAUAAUGAUUGCAGUGAGGUGUAUUGGGGUGUGAUCAGGCGAUCCUGUACACAUGUCCUCAACCUUUGCUUGUAG